AUGUACAAUUCUACGCGAAUUAAGUCUCACCACCAUCAGCGCCGCCGUGAGCCACCAUUGCACAGCCACCGGUCCUGGUGUUGCUCCUUCACAACUCCACCGCUUAGUCCGGACAACCCGGGCGCCGCCAGCCUCUCCCGUUCCCAGUCUCUCCGAUCAUACCCAUCUUCGUGUAAGAACACUGAGAUACCCUUAUCAAACAAGUCAAUCCCCAACUCCCCUCAGGCCCAGAAGUUGCCCCUCGCCCGGAGGAUCCUCUCUCCGGGUCGGGUCUCUCCCAUAUCGGACAAACCGCAUUCAGAAACUACCCUGAAAAGGACCCAAAUAACCCCUAAUUCUCCCAAACUGCCCCUACCCAGUGAUUCACGCAGCCCAGUAAUUGACACAAAAGAUAAUGGACGUUCGAGAAUUUUCGAUGUGAGGUUGAAUCUGAAGGGGAAGAACGGGAAAUCCUUGAUUCUGGAGCUCAUUUCGGAAGUCUUGAUCGAGGACAGCACGGUUUUCGCAGAUUUGAUUACUGAUUAUAGGAAGAAUAUGAGUGGGCUGUGUAGGAUUGAAGUACCUGACGUGGAGAACUUGAAUGUUUUUCGUGAAACAAUUGAGCUCAUGUUUGAUGAGGAUAUUGAAAAGAAGCUCCUCAAGGUUGGGGUUUUUCGGGCUAUUGAUAUACUCGAGGUAUCAGAAGGUAUCAAGUUUGGCAGGGGUGUUUCUUCAUGUUUGAAGUACCUUGAAGCAGUGCCUUGGACUGAGGAAGAAGAGGAAAAGCUGAGAAUUUUGUUCUCCAAAAUUAAGUUUGAUGAUGGUACUGCGACAGACAUAUUAGCUAGACUCUGUAGUUUCGGUUCCAUUGAUUCCCAACACACUUUAGCUAAACGACUUGUUUGGUCGAUAACCACCUGUGUCGAUGCCCAUGCUAGAAGUGAGCUGAAGUCUUUGGUCAAGGGUCUACUGUGCAAAAGCUCAGUCUAUGAGAAGAAUUUCCCAGAUCUGAAUAAGGAGGACAUAUUGGCCGUUUGCGAGUCAUGUCUGAGUUCACUGGUUAGUCUGUUUGAGGAGGAGGGCUCUGGAGUUGAUCCAUGUGAAAAGUCGACGAAAAGUGAGAAAGAUAAGCCUUUGUUAGAGCGCAUCUCAAAGCAGGUCGACAACAUAAAUUGGCUACUCGACAUCUUGCUCGAUCACCAGAUGGCCGAGGAAUUAGUGGAUAUGUGGGCAGCUCAAGUGAAGCUGAUUGAGAUUCAUGAGAAUGCAUCUCCGAUGAUUAGAUACGAGCUUAGCCGCGUGUCUGCAAUGUUGUUUAUUGCAAUGGGCACCCGUAAAUUGCAUUGUCGGUCAGAAUCAAGAUUAGGUAUUCUUCGGGUAUGGUUUAGACCAAUGCUAUCAGACUUUGGCUGGUUACAGAGGUGCAGAAAGGGGUUAGACAUGAAAGCGUUGGAGGAGGCGAUGGGUCAAGCACUUCUUACUCUUCCUUUGAGCGAACAAUAUACACUGUUUAUGGAUUGGUUCCAGUGUUUCUCCAAGAAUGGUACUGAAUGCCCCAAUCUCAGUAAAGCAUUCCAAAUCUGGUGGCGCAGAUCAUUCCUCAGGAACUCUGAAACUUUCCGUCUUGAAUCUAGGUGA
Molecule: messenger RNA, 1617 nt
Organism: Fraxinus pennsylvanica
Lineage: Eukaryota; Viridiplantae; Streptophyta; Magnoliopsida; Lamiales; Oleaceae
Source: the annotation of a GenBank genome assembly